AUUCGGAGGCAGGCGAGACGACCCGGUCGCGGCCUCCGCUGGAGGCGGCGGAGACGUUCGGGCCCGUCCGAGGAGGUGGCGGGAGAGUUUGUUAUCUUUCUUAACCAAACCCAUUAACAAAUGCUUUACCCAAAUCGGGUAACUGCGCCGAUGUAGGCCUCUUUCUCUCCUUCUCUAUCUAUCUCCCCACCUUUUUCUUUUUCUCUUUCUUUUUUUUUUUCUAAUCUUCGAACUUCUUUCUCCUCACCUGAUUAUGAAAUUAUGACAAAUCCCUUCGAGGUUUUGUUUCUUUUUCGACACCAUAUUCUCUGUUCUUGAAUUGGAUGUCAAAUCAUAACCCUUCCUUUGAUAUGACCAAAUCUAGUACUUCGGAUAACUCUGUUAAAAAUGACAAAAAGAAAAAGUCGAUUAUAUCCAACAUUUUUGGUAAGAAAGGAAAGAACGGGAGGAGCUCGGAUGACGACAUAUUCUCGCGCAGGGAAAUUGUUCUCGAUUUAGAGAGGAGGUAUGUGGCGAGGAGGAGCUUCUUGGAUGCAUCCCCUUUUGUUCGCAAAAGCUUUUCAGAUAGACACUGUAGUUCGCGGAUCGAAGGUUUGAAUCUGUGCGGCUUUGAUCGGCCCAAGCGGCAAGUCGUUGAAGUACAGGAAAUUCGGGUGUUUGUGGCAACAUGGAAUGUUGGUGGAAAACCUCCGAACAAUGGCCUCAACCUAGAAGACUUUCUACAAGUAGAAGGAUCUUCCGACAUCUAUGUGUUAGGGUUUCAGGAAAUAGUUCCUUUAAAUGCAGGGAAUGUGUUGGUCAUCGAAGACAACGAGCCCGCCGCAAAAUGGCUUGGCCUCAUCUGCCAAGCCCUCAACAAGCCCCGUGACCAAUCCGCUAAGGACGACUCCUCAGAAUCGAAUAGUGGUUCUAAACAUUAUAGGGAUUCCAAGUCCUCAAGCGGCCUCCUCUUCUUCCAAAAACCAUCACUCAAAGUCCUCAGUAAGAACUACCGCGUUGACAGUGCCCUUGUUAAGACCUGCAAUUGUUCUUCCGAGCCGUCCCGCAUGCGUAGAAGGGCGAGAGAGCUAAGAGAGUUCAUCUAUAGAAUAGAGUCGGGCUCCGAUGAAGAUUCCCCAACAACUGAUUUCUCAGGAUCUGAUCUUAGGAGUAACAUGAACUACUGCCUAAUUUCGAGUAAGCAAAUGGUGGGACUCUUUUUGUCAGUGUGGGUGAGAAGUGAGCUUGUGCAACACAUUGGACACCUAAGGGUGGCAUCUGUAGGUAGAGGGAUCAUGGGUUGUCUUGGUAAUAAGGGGUGCAUUGCAAUCAGCAUGUCUCUGUUCCGCACGAGCUUCUGCUUCGUGUGCAGCCACUUAGCAUCCGGCGAAAAGGAGGGCGACGAGCUGAGGAGGAACUCAGACGUGGCUGAAAUCCUAAAGAGCACACAAUUUCCAAGAAUUUGCAAGGUCCCUGGCCGUAAAAUUCCUGAAAAAAUCCUCGAUCACGAUCGGGUGAUCUGGCUUGGGGAUUUGAACUACCGCGUUGCAUUAAGCUAUAAAGAGACACGAGUUCUUCUCGAGGAUAACGACUGGGACGCACUCCUAGAGAAAGAUCAGUUGAAGUUAGAGAAAGAAGCAGGUAGAGUAUUCACUGGGUGGAAAGAAGGCAAGAUAUAUUUUGCGCCUACUUAUAAAUAUUCCCAUAACUCGGACGCAUAUGCUGGAGAGACCGUGAAAUCUAAGAAGAAGCGUAGAACGCCUGCGUGGUGUGACAGGAUCUUAUGGUAUGGGAACAGCAUUGAACAGCUACAAUACAUAAGAGGAGAAUCGAGAUUCUCCGAUCAUAGACCCGUGUGUGCCGUCUUCAUGAUUCAGGUUGACAUGAGCAAUGGAAACAGAGGCAGAAAGGGCUACUCCAGCAUCUAUUCGAGCAUCGGCUCGAGAAUUCCGUUGGAAGACUGCAUACCUCAAAGGCACAGCUUCUAUGAGUUCUAACAGUUAUAAAGAGUUCAUCUGACUUGUACAUGUUUAUGGAUGAGAAAUUAGUCUCAUCAUGUCUAUAUAUAUAUAUUGCUUAUAGGUUUGUAUCAAGUACUCAAAAGAAGUCCUACAUAAGGUUAUCAAACAAGCCCAAACAAAGGCUCCGUCUCAUCAAUAUGUAAAAUAUUAUCACGUUUCUAGUCUCCUGCUCUUUAUUUUCUUUUAA
Molecule: messenger RNA, 2187 nt
Organism: Ananas comosus (pineapple)
Lineage: Eukaryota; Viridiplantae; Streptophyta; Magnoliopsida; Poales; Bromeliaceae
Product: type I inositol polyphosphate 5-phosphatase 5-like
Exons: 10
Coding region: 324-1976 (550 amino acids)
Biological process (GO): phosphatidylinositol dephosphorylation
Molecular function (GO): inositol-polyphosphate 5-phosphatase activity; phosphatidylinositol-3,4,5-trisphosphate 5-phosphatase activity; phosphatidylinositol-4,5-bisphosphate 5-phosphatase activity
Source: RefSeq, a predicted model, not a curated record